AAGUGCGACCUCAAAGUCAAAAAAUAAAAUAAAUAAUAAUUUCACCCUCGAGUUGAAGUGAAAUCGAUGUUAAGGAGCAACACUUGGUGUCUACCUAGUGUUGAAAUCUUUUCUCAAAGUGUCUGCAAUAAGCGGCGAGUGAUGGACUCAGGCCGGACUUUUGCUAGCGCAACUUACCCACUCCCACCUCGGGGAGGUAGUGACGAAAAAUAACAAUAGGGAACUCUUUUGAGGCUCCGUAAUUGGAAAGAGUACACUUCAAAUCCUUUAACGAGAAUCUAUUGGAGGGCAAGUCUGGUGCCAGCAGCCGCGGUAAUUCUAGCUCCACUAGCGUAUACAUGUAUUAAAGUUGUUGCCAUUAAAAAGCUUGUAGUUGGAUCUAGGGCAGGGGUGGGCAAUUAAUUUUCCCAAGGGGCCGCAUGAGAAACUGGGAUGGUUCGAGAGGGCCGGACUUAUAUAGUUAACUCAGUGUUACCCAAUACUGUAUAUAUAGUAUAUAUACUGGCGGGCGGGCCGGUCAGAGACAGGAGGCCCGCGGGCCGGCGUUUGCCCAGGUCUGAUCUAGGGCAAUGGGCGUGCGGUCCGUCUCGCGACGGUCACUGUGUGAAGCCGGGGUGGGCGGGGCCCUUUGCGGGGUCCCUUUGCGGGGUCGCGUUCGUUCUUUGGUGUCCCAUCUUCCGUUCAUCUCCGGUCUCUCCAUCCAUGGUGCUCUUCGCUGAGCGUUAUGGGUGGCCGGAACGUUUACUUUGAAGAAAUUCGAGUGUUCAAAGCAGGCUUGUCAGCCUGAAUAAUGGUGCAUGAAAUAAUGGAACAGGACUUCGGUUCUAUUUUGCUGCUUUUCGAAACACGAGUUAAUGAUUAAGAGGGACAGACGGGGUCAUCCGUACUGCAGUGUUGGAGGUGAAAUCCUUGGAUCAUCGCAAGACGAACAACUGCGAAAGCAUUUGCCAAGCAUAUUUUAAUUAGUCAAGAACAAUGGAAAAAAUUCUUUAUGAGACGUCAUGUUAUCCAACGAGAGCCAAUGGUCUGUGCAUAAUACAAAAUUUAACAGUUGAGAAACACAUGAAAUUUGUAGGUUAUGCAAGUGGGAUCUAUCUUGGAUAUAUAUAUAUCCAUGGAACCUAUCCAAGACACACGUGGGUUACCUGAGAAACACAAGGGUAGGAUAAGGGUUCCGCGUUUGUUCCCCCCCACCCCUAGGUAAAAUAAACAUUAUUAAGCCUUUUUGCACGUUUGCCAUGGCUUCACAGACCUUUUUGCCCCGCCCCAUCGGAUACAUGGGACCCAGAUGUCCCCCAUCUUCCUUUACUGCUAGGGCAGGUCAUUAUAUUGUCACAUGAUCUGGCAGUCCGUUGCACCCUAGAACGUGAGGUGCACAUUUACAGCUGCAUUAAUGGAAUGUGGUAGGAGGAAACACCGAAAUACGAUUCUGGAAGCGGACCCCGUGUAGAGAAAGUUGCAGGACGCCUGGACACAGUAGCCAAAGCUGACAACAUAUCCUGGCACUAUACUCAGUCCUCGGCCUCAAAACUUUAAGCAAACGUCUGUGCCAGCGCUCGCCUGCUUGUCACACAGUGACGGGCGUGACCUGUCUGAUGGUGACAAGCUUGACCUGUCACGCACACGUAUAGUUCCCCGGCUGUCUCAGCCUCGACCGCCCCCUCCCCGAGCUGAGAAGACAGGCACAUCCCUGACGCCUGUCCUCGCUUGCAGUUUGCACAAACCUCUUGGCACGCUUCAUGGGAGGACAAGCUUGGUAAUUGUUGUUGUUGUGUGUGGACUGCUUCUCAUUAGCUGCUGCCCACCCAGCUCAGAUCGUCGUCUCUGCUGGUCCUCGCCAUCACAGGACGAGAGUUAGAAUGUUUUGCGGGGCAGCGGUAUCUGCUUGAUGUAACAAGUGGACAGGCGACAACAUAGUCCACACCUCUGUGGGUCUCAGCUUCGUGCAGUUUUCAUGCUUUGACCGUUACAUGGCGCCUUGGCUUCGUCACAAAAACGUUUCAGCUAGAAGAGCUUUUCAUGAGCAUGAAAUGAGGUCAGUGACUACGACCCUGACAGUUUGUUAUAUGUUGGCGUGGCGCGAGAACCGGAAUUAGUGCACGAGACCUGAGCGUGGAAUGAGGGCCGCCGUGCCGCCAGCGUCACCAGAGGCCAGAUUGUCUCCUGCCACACGCGGACACGCGGCACCGCGCCAGACGCCCGCCCAGCGCUGAUGGCCGGCAUACUCACCUGCCGACUGUCCACAGGGCCUGCCAGCAUGCCUGUAACCAGUUCACAAGCGGCAGAAUCAGUACAGAACUUGUGAUUACUUACAAGAAGCUUGUGAUGGAAGAACUUACUGAAGACUAUGACGUCCUGUGUCUCUCUCGUGCAAACCAUCGCCUUCCAAAAUAGAAGGCAGCAGAAAAUCCUUUCCGCUCCUGCCACUGGGAGGAAUGGAGCCUUUUUCUGCCAUGUGUACCGAGAUGAUGAGGUCUUUUGAUUUAAAAGAAGAAUGUAAAGCACGUGCACAACUUGUUUCUUGACCUUCAAUAAGCCGACUCACUAAGCCGUUAAGCAGACAUUGUAAAAUGCAGACACGGAACAGACUAGAAAACAGUUAUUUACUUGAAUAAUAUCCCUCCUUCAUGAGAUGUGUAUCACCACCAGUUCAGUGCAGGUUGACAGAAGGGAAGAUGUGGCUGCUCCAAAUGCUGGCCAUGUUCGCACUUCUCCGCUCUUCUCCUUGCCAGCCGCCCGAUCCGCGCGGCGCCUCAGCCGCUCCGCCGUCUCUGUCAAGAGCCUCUCUCAGCGAUCUGCAGUCGUCGACCUCGUCGAUGUUUUCGUCGGACUGUUGUGAGGCCUUGCCAAGUGCCUGUAACUCCCAGGGUCAGUGUUUGCUUGGUGUGUCCAGCUGUACCGUCAUGUGCAUCUGUGCACACAACCCGUCGAUGUCACUGUGCCCCAGGGAGAUAAACCGUCUUCUAGGUUUUCUUAAUCGUCGAGGUUCUCUGUCGCUUGAAUCGGACCAACUACCGACAGGUCCUGACCCAAGUCUAAAACACAGAGACCCAAUGGCUGCAGCAGAACCUCAUUCUCAUGGAGUCACAGGUACCGUCUUCACCACGCCCACACCAGCCGCUCAGGGCGCGCACCCUGCAGAUGGAGGUCCGGCUGAUGAGGGGAGUGCUAGAGAUGUGGUGUGGGAAGCUGGAGGUCAGCUCAAGGAAGACGGAGUUAGCGGGGCGAGUGCACACCGGCCCUCCCUCUCUGAUGUUGGUGACGUCGAGGCAGUCACAACGAGUGCAAGCGGAAAUGACAUCCACAUCAACCCUUUCACUCAACAGAAUUCCAGCAGCAACGACCACGUUCAGGAUAACUCUACCGGUGGUGCGGUGAACCCACGAAGAACUUCCAUCUUGCCGUCCCUCAGCGAUGACUGGUGCCAGGACUGCGAGUCUGGGGGCCGAAAAUGUGUUUUAGGGCUAGGGUUCAAACCUCAGUGUGUGGAGGGCGAGGGUCCUGAUCCAUGCUUGUCCUUCAACUGCAUGCACGGCACUUGCAAAGAAUCAGAAGGCAAGUUUAGCUGCGAGUGCGAAAAAAAUUGGGUCGGGGUGCGCUGUGAAAAGGAAUGUUCGCUUGAGUGUGGCGAACACGGGUACUGCGGACAUGCGCAGAACGGAAGCAUCGCCUGCAUCUGCAACUGGAACUACACGGGCACCUGGUGCAACGACUCGUGGCCAGUCCUCUUCACAGACGAAGGGUCUGGGCGGACGGGGGAGUCGCUGACCGUGUGGCAGGUGGCAGCCGGGUGUCUGGGUGUCGUAGCUGUGCUGUUGGUGCUCCUGGUGCUGCUGGCAUACGUCACGUGGCGCUGGCAGUGGCUGCCCAUGCGCAAACUGGUUCACUACUUCCAGCAGUAUGAAGAGGACGACGGCAAAGAGUUCGACGCCUUUGUGUCCUACAAGUCGACGGCGCGGGACGAGAAGUUCGUGUUGCAGCAGCUGUAUCCGCGCCUGGAGAAAGAUCUCGACUUCAAACUGUGCUUGCACUUCAGGGACUUCCCGCCAGGAGAAACCAUUGCUGACAACAUCAUCCAUGCCAUCGAGAACAGCAGACGCACCAUUAUGGUUCUCUCCCCUGCCUACGUGCAGAGCGAGUGGUGCCGCCUGGAGUACCAGAAGGCGCAACAUGAGAUGCUGAAGCUAAAGCACAAGAUCAUCCCAGUGGUUCUGGAGGACGUGGACCACGUGAGUUUUGUGGACAAGAACCUCAAGAACAUUCUCGACACUGUCACCUACAUCAAAUGGCCCGGCCCUGACGACUCCAAAAGGACGGAGAAGUUCUGGAAAUUGGUGGAACUGAGCAUGCCCAAGAAAAAGAACGACUACACUCGCUCGCUUAGUUCUACCGGAAGUUGCUCCAGUGAGCAUCCUUUGACGUCGGUGUCGGCCGCGUGCUUCAACACCAUCGUGGACAGCAUGUCGGACUCACUGUCCCCGCAGCGCAGCCUCUCGUUGUGCUCCAGCUCGGAGGGCACCGAGGUGGACAACGACAAGGACGAGACGGGCAACGAGGGGCCAAAAGAUGACAGCUCUUCAGACUCUGAAGGCGACCAGUCCGAUCAGCCCUCCAUUGACGAGAAGCUGGUCGGGGCGUGGAGCAGAAAUCACGUGACGAGUGAUGAUCACAUCGUGGAGAUACGGGAGAUUUCGGAGGACGUCGUGAGAGUGACUCCACUGAAGCCCGCCAAGUCUGUGCACUUGCUGACGUGUGCCUCCGCCUCACCAACGAGUCUCUAACGUUAACGUGUGGAUUUCUUUCACAACGACAGUUCAUCAUAAUUCUCUCGUUCAGAGCACUCCAGCUCCCACCCCAUCCACAAUCCUUCUCAAUCUGUGUGCGUGUUUACAUUUUGGGGUGUACUGAUAACUGAUCAUCACUUCUUUUCUUUAAAGUGAACAAAGUAAAUGAAACUAGAUAAUAUUUUUCAAAAUAAUUCUAAAUAUAGCAGUCUGAGAGGACUGAUCAAAUAAAGUGGAACUCAUUUGUGGUUGUGAGGUGGUAAACUGAACAUUUCGCUUUGCUAGCGUCAGCAUCGACGGGUAAAGACCGACCUCAGACACAGACGGUAGCACUGUUACUAACAGUCAGGAAUGAAACAGUGGCAGCAUUGACAGAUUAUCCACAUCGUCAGCCUGUGACAUACACUGUCUCCCAUAGGCUGCAUGGUGAUAACUGAGGGCACAAAAGGUCAGACUAUAUAACUAUAUUCAGACUGUCAUGGCUGCAACCUCCAUAUUUUCGUGUGUAAAUGUUUCGACAUCGCCACAUCAGAAGGAAGAUUGAUCGAGCUCAAUGAGCGUGUGAUAUUGUUUUAUUACUUAAUGUUCUCUCGUCAAUACAUAAUAUGUCUCUCUUUCUGUGCGCGGACUGAAGUGCAACUUCGUAUAUCGCUGCAUAGGUAUGAAAAUAUGUCAGUAGAUAUACAUGAUGCCUGCUUAUGUGUACACCAUACAGCUGUGCGGGGACCUUUUGUACCUGUACAGUUGGAGUCGUCAGACUACAUUGAGAGCUGAUGAGCACUCUCAGCCUCAGGUGUUGCUAGCAAAGUACAAGACUACUCCUCUGCCCUGCUCUGUCAUGUUCUCCAGAAAACCAUGGUUACCAUGCGCGACAGUUCUCUCCCUGACUUCCAGCUUUUCUGACCAAUGCUCUGUACUAUACUGAUGUAAGCUAUGUGUUCUUUUGCUUAGUCCCAUAGUCUUGCUGUAUGAAACGUGAGUUACCUCCUUUGCUCUAGCAGCAUUAGCACCGAGUUAUCUGCCCCUAGAACUGCGCGCUUAUCUCCCAUACAUGUUCUUCUAUACACUGGAGAUUCUCCACGUUAGGAGGCUAGGCUCCUACAGCACGGGAUCGCUCAGGAUUAGUUACUUCGCACUUAAAUGGCUAAAAAUCAUAUUCUAUCCAAAUAUUUGUAUCUCAAACUUUUGUCCAGAUUGUAAAGUGUUACAAUGGGGGCUAAUAAAUGAUAAUCGAAAGUU
Pomacea canaliculata is the source of this 6023-nucleotide messenger RNA. RefSeq lists its product as uncharacterized. The record is from RefSeq and is a predicted model, not a curated record. Gene Ontology annotation, molecular function: transmembrane signaling receptor activity. The coding region runs from base 2628 to 4781 and encodes 717 amino acids. The transcript has 5 exons. Gene Ontology annotation, cellular component: membrane. NCBI's taxonomy places the organism in Eukaryota, Metazoa, Mollusca, Gastropoda, Architaenioglossa, Ampullariidae. Gene Ontology annotation, biological process: immune response; toll-like receptor signaling pathway.